AUGGCGGCCCUCUGCGCUAUAAUAUUCUGCGUUACAUUUCAUAAGAAAAUGAAUUUUCGUUUUUAAAUUACGCUAUUUAUAAGAUUAUGUCAUGUACAGGUCUAUAUAUCAUUUGGCAAGCAAAGAUAAGGGGGUUCUCCCCGUCCAUGCUGGGGAUAUAUUUGAAUUUAUUGAACAACAUGAUGAGAACUGGUGGCGGAUGCGCGCACGAGAUAGUUCAGUCGGACUCGUUCCUACCUGUUACCUGGAACCUGUCGAUAAUGAAACGGCUGACCCAGGUGAAAUACAAGCAGUGCUAGAGUCAGUAGACAGAGCUAUAGAAGCCAUCCAUGCACAAGUGGCAGCUUCUGGUGGUUUUUAUACUCAUGAGCAAAGAGCUAAUUUAAGAAAAUUACUUGAGCACCGAAAUCGAAUUAAUUCAAGAGACAAGGCUGAUCUACCAGCACAGCCACGACGCCCUGCUCCAGCACCUCCAUCUGGUAAGGAUAAGAAUAAAAAGAAGAAGGAAACAACAAAGAGAAGGCCAGCUCCUGCAGCUCCAACCACUUCUGCUUCAACAUGGGAUACUGCAGUGAAAGACCAAGUGCCUGCAAAAGCAAGGGAAUCUACUCCACCUCCAGCUAUCCCUGAAAGACCUGAUCUUGAGUCUGUCACAAUACGACCUGGAAUUGCUGCAGAGCUGUUAGAACUCCUUAGAAUGAACACUGGGUUGAGUUAUGACAAGUCUUCUGUGGCUGUCCAUACAGUCUUAUCACACAUUCAUUACUCUGUACCAUCAACUUCCAAUGUUAUGGCACAACUGAUUCAAGAUCUUGAACAUCAGAAGGAGUCUCGCACUGAAGAUGAGGAGGCUCUUCUUCAGUCCAAUGAUGGCCAGCAACUUAUCGCAAUUCUUGAUGAGCUGACAGAACACAAGGAAGACUCGCAGCAAAGAAGCUGGGCUGUUCAUGAUGAUGAAGGGAUACUUCAUAAACUGCUGAAAAAUCUUCACAGUAUUCUGCUCGAUGCUGAUCCAGCAGUGUGUCGAACUGUUUUCAAGCUUGAUGAUUAUGACUAUGUCAACAUGCUUGUUGUUUACUUUCAAAUGGAAGAGAGACAAUCACUGCGCCAACUUUUAGUUGAAAUUUUUGGUUGUUUGUGUGGCUUGAAGAAGGAAAUUCUCUCCCAGCUCCUCUGUUCUGUCUUGCCUUCAGAACUGGCAAUGGAGAUUAUGAAGAGGAAAGAAGGUGCUUCAAUGCAGCGUCACUGUGCAAUAUUAAUGACAAUGAUUUUUUCAACUGGAGAAUCUGUUCCAUAUACCGUUUAUGACCAAGUAAAUGAUUCGUUUGUGGAGUUUUUGAUUGAUGCCAUUGAAACAUCUGAACAUGAGGAAGAAUUUAUGGAGGCUUUUACACCUCUUAUCCUGGCAUUUAACCACCACUUUGUAGAUGUUCAGAGUAACAUUGUAAUGAGGGUACUAGCAUCCCGCAGCGCUGCCAAGACACUGAGCGAGAAGAUCGUGUUACUUCUCAACAGAGAAGAGGAUCCCACUGCCUUGUUUCAGUAUCCUCGUAGUUCUCCUGACGCAGUGCUCAAGUUUGUUACGGACAUCUUUUCAUCUCGCGACACUUCAGAGUUUUUUUACGCUUUAGACAUGAAAGUCCUGAUAGAGAUUGUCCUACGACAGAUGGCGGAUCUUUCUCCUGGGGCAGGGAUGAGAACGGAAUACAUAUCAUUACUACAUCAAAUCCUGUUGAAUUCUAAUUACAGUGAAUACAAACAUCAGGCUAGUGAACUCCUCACUUGUCUGAAGAGAAUCAGCAAGGAAGAUGGAAAAGAAAGCGAACAAGACAGACUCAUCGCACAAGAAAUACUCAAAGACUCGUCAAAAUAUUUUUAAUUUUCAGUUGAGGGUCGGGAGUAAUACGGUAUCGCUCGGAUUUUGUUUAAUCUUCGCUCUAUGAUUGGUCCACACAACUCACGUCACCCUCUCGACCAAUCAGAUGCAAGAGUGAGGUCAAUUUCGUUUUUACUUCCCACAUUUUCCCACGCAAGCCUUAACUUUGAGUUCUGAGUGGUUCCUUGAAAUAUCUGUCUUUGCUCUUAUUGAUCUUUAAGAACAUUUUGGUUGUGGCUUUACGAUUACUUACCGAGGUGUCCUUGAAAUGAAAUUAAACCCUUAAGCUUAUUCCAAAUAAUUUGUGUAUAUUAUGCCGCAUUGUUUCAAAUUAUAACUAAAAGCCCACGAACAGAGCAUUCUGUAGAGAGACUUGCUCCUUUUACAAACAGAUGUUUUAAACUUAUUGAAAAUAUUUUGAAGAGAGGCUACCACUUUUAAAAAGAAAUACAGCUUUAGAAAUAACAACA
Messenger RNA from Pocillopora verrucosa, 2346 nucleotides. Its product is annotated as NCK-interacting protein with SH3 domain-like. Lineage: Eukaryota; Metazoa; Cnidaria; Anthozoa; Scleractinia; Pocilloporidae. Gene Ontology annotation, molecular function: Arp2/3 complex binding; protein binding. The record is from RefSeq and is a predicted model, not a curated record. Gene Ontology annotation, biological process: endocytosis.